Boleophthalmus pectinirostris (great blue-spotted mudskipper) is the source of this 4557-nucleotide messenger RNA. RefSeq names its product RNA-binding protein 5 (gene rbm6). The transcript is spliced from 22 exons. Gene Ontology annotation, molecular function: RNA binding. Gene Ontology annotation, biological process: mRNA splicing, via spliceosome. Bases 158 to 4153 code for a protein of 1331 amino acids. Gene Ontology annotation, cellular component: nucleus. The record is from RefSeq and is a predicted model, not a curated record. Lineage: Eukaryota; Metazoa; Chordata; Actinopteri; Gobiiformes; Gobiidae.
CUGGCUCCCAAGAAGAAGAUCAGCCUCCGCCUCCAUUUUUGUAUUGCGGCAGACGCGUUAGCCCCGUUAGCAUAGGAGACUCCGAUUACUGAAAAGUAUAACAGUUGUUGUCGAUCCCAGACACUCAGAGUAACCGAGAUCACUGUUUUCUGCUAAUAUGUGGGAUGGACCUGGGCCUGGGCCUGGACCUAGACGACGGGGAGGACCUCAUUUUCGUGAUCAUCAUGAAGAAUAUGGGGGCAGGGACCGCCCCAUGCCUGACUACAGAGGUAGGGGUGGCAUGAACAUGGGGCCAAUGGGUCCAAGACAUUAUGAUAUGCCACCCAUGGAUAUGAGAAGGAUGGAUGGCCCACCCAUGAGGGGUUAUGACUUGGACCCCCGAGAUAUGUGGGGUCCAGGAGAUAGAGAUUUCUUUAGACAUGGUGAAGAACCAGAAUUUGCUUCUGGAAGACAGGUCGAGAUAAACUUUAAGGAGCGGUUUGUAUAUGCACCUGGUUUUGGAGAGCAUGGGAGAAUCCCUGAUGAUAUGGAUGGCAGAAAUAUGCCCCCGCGUGAACCAGGAGGCCGAUUUGGUGACAUGGACAGAGAAGGGAUUCCAUUUGACCGGCCUCCGUUUCACGGUGAAGGGAGAAGAGGAUUCCCCAUGGAGCGAAUGGACAGAAAUGAGAGAUUUCGAGAGGGGCGUGAUCGCUCACCCAUGGGCAUGCGCCACAGGGAAGACUUUGACAUGGACAUGCCUCCACCUGACAGGAGGCGACUGGACAUGGACCGACGCGGAGGGUCGCCCUUUAAUCCCAGAGGGGCAUUUGACUCUGACAUGGAUUUCAGAAACCGGCCUGGAUCGAUGUCUGACUUUAGAGGACGAGGCCAGUCUCCACCAAGGUUUGGAAAUGAUCCCACCCCUCAUGUCGACCGAAGAGGACCAGAGCUGGAUCCAGAGGACAGUGGUCCCCAAACCAAAGAAGAGCCCACUAUUGAUCAUGGAGGAGACAGUCCGCUAACAGACUACAGGUGUGGGGAGGAAAUGACUCUGGCUGAAGAAUGGAAAAACCGCAAGAAGGACAAAAAAACUUUUGACAUAAUUUCUAAAGGUUUUGUUGGUACAAAUGAACCUAAAUACCCUAGAGACUUUGGUAGGGAUGAAAAUAUUAGGGAUCCUUUGCAUUUGCAGGAAAGGGAUAUGAUGUCAAUGGAUUAUCCAACAAAAAAUAUUAAUUUCCCACAAAGAGAUAAUUUCUCCCCUAUGGAUUUACCUGGAAUAAAAGGCCCAUCAGAUUUUAUGCCUCCACUUAAUGACCCACUUGGUCGAGAAAGGGAAAAUAAACCUUGGCUUGAGGACAGGGAUCUUAAAUAUAGACAGCCACCAUCAAAUCUAGUGAAAACUCAACCUCCACAUCAAAUGCAUGAGCCACCUGGCAAUUUUGAAGAUGUAUCACACAGUCAAGCACCUCCCAGGAAGAAGAUGGAUGAGGACCAUGACCUGAGCAGCAGUAGCGGGCCCCCAAGAGACCAGGACUACAGGGACAUAGAUUAUCGAACAGCAUCAAGAGCCUUUGAUUUCAAACCUGACGUGCUUCCCACACCAGAUAAACUUAUUAAUGACAGUAAAACUGCUGAACCGGAAAGGUUUAUUGAGUCUGCGUCACAGGAUCAAGACUACAGGGGUGCAGUAUUUGAAGACCCGGUGUCCAAUACAGUGUCCAUCACUGGUAUUCCCAAGACUGCCGCCAUGGAACAGAUUUUGGGAGCCUUCACUUCUGAUGGCGUUUCACUUCAGAGAAUGAAGCUCAAGACGGUUGUUCCAGGUUACAGCUACGAUACUGCCAUUGUGGAGUUUUUAAACCUCGAGGAUGCAGUCCACAUCAUGGAGUCCAACAAGGGGUCCCUAAAGAUUGGCUCCAGUUCAGCGACUUUGAAGUUUGUUCAGCCAGAGGACUGUGGUAGAGGGGCUCAGGAAUCCGACCAUGGCUUUCCCCAUGAAUCCAAAUCACACUUGCCCAGACCCGUUGCCCCCCCAGAGGAGCUGAAGAGAGCUCUGAACGGCUCUGCUCCAGGACUGGCCCCAGACAGGAGCAGCUCAGAGCAGUGGCAGCGCAGCUCAGACCUGACUCCAGAGGCCUGGCAGCGGCAGGUGGACCAACAGCUCCAGCAGCAGGAAGAGCCCCCCCGAGAGCCAUGGUCCAGUCAGCAACCUCCACCACAACAUCCACCUCAACCAGACUAUGGAGAGAGCAAAACCCUGAUAAUAAAGUAUGUGAAGCCCACCACAACAGUAGAGACUAUUCUGAAAGCCUUGGAUCCUUAUGCCUAUCUAGAUGAAAGGAAUGUGCGCAUUGUUAAGGCUAAGACUGGAAACAAGUGCUUCUGCUUUGUUGACAUGGAAUCACAUGAGCAAGUGAAACGUCUUGUUGAGCUUCUGUCUAAACUCAGGCCGGUGUAUAUCGAUGGUUUCAGGGUUUAUGUUGAAAUUGCUAAACCUUUGAAAAAUCCUUCUCAGCCUAGCACAACAUGGCCACCACCAGCUCAACAGCCCCAGCAGCAGCCGCCAUUCAUGCCUCCUCCACAGUACAUGCCGCCCAUGCCUCCACCUGUCACUGCACCCACAGAUAUGCAAGGUGGAAUGAUGCCUGUCGCCCCAAAUCUGUCCCUGCCCAUAAACCCCAGCAUUAACCAGGGUCUUGGAUAUGUUGAGACUCCCGUUCAGGUGCCAAUUGAACCAGUCGCUAUACAGCCAACACAGACCCAUUUCUUUGUUCCAGAGGCUCCAGAUGUGACCAACUACCUGUAUGAUGCCACUUCUGGUUUUUACUAUGAUCCGGAGACAACUCUGUACUAUGAUCCCAACUCUAGAUAUUUCUACAAUGCUGAAACUCAGGAAUACCUUUACUGGGACCCUGCUCUGAAAGCCUACAUUCCGGUUCCUGGGGGGCAGUCUGCGGAGGGACUGACUGUAGGAGACCAGGCCAUUCUCUCCAACCCUGCAGCCGACGCCCCCCUGGAGAUGAAGAAGCCCCCUCCAAACCCCCAUAUAACUCACGUCCCACAUGUCCCCGUUGCACCUCAAACCGCACAAACCGCACAAACCGCACAAACCGCACAAACCGCACAAACCGCACAAACCGCACAAACUGCACAAACUGCACAAACUACUCACACUUCAUUCACAACGGAAGCUACACAUACUUCUUACUCCACACAAUCCACACACACCCCAAAUGUGCCACAUGUGCCAGUGUCUGCCCCCGUAGGACCCACUCCAGCCCCCACUGCCUCCCCGGAGCCCACCCCAGCACCUACACCCCCCGCUUCUGCACCCCCAACUGUGGACACGAAGGAGGACGAGGAGGCUAAAAAAGAUACCAAGGAGGAGAAGCCAAAAAGUCGUGCUGCAGUCAAGAUCAUGAAAGAUAUGGAGAGGUGGGCAAAAAUUCAGAAUCGUCAGAAGGACAGUGUCCGAACCCCCUCGCCUCAUGUGAGGGGUGAUGAUGACCGGAGGCAGUCCAAAUCUGCUGAUGCUGGUUUUGCAGUAUUUGAAAGAAAGAUAACGGGAGGUAGUGAGGAGCUGUUCAAGAUGCCCUUUGCUCCUGCUAAGAAAGAUGAGAAGUCAAAGCGUUCAAUGGGGUCGCUGGGGGCGCUCGUGUCAGACUAUGGAGCAGGAAGUGAUGAGGAGGUGGAGGACGACAAAGAUGAGCCCAAAUCUUCUAAAAACGCACAGCCCUCAGAGAAGGAGGACAGACUGACGGACUGGAAAAAGAUGGCCUGCUUACUGUGUAGGAGGCAGUUUCCCAACAAAGACGCACUCGUACGGCACCAGCAGCUGUCUGACCUACACAAACAAAACAUGGAGAUCCACCUCAAGAUCAAAAGAUCGAAGAGGGAGCUAGAGGCGCUGGAGAACCAGGAAAAACAGUUAAAUGCACAAGCAGCCACCAAAUCACCUGAACAGAGGAAAAGGAAACCACCACCACAGCAUCAGGAUGACUGGGCCAGCAGCUCCAGGGAAGCAAAGAGUCAGCUGAGUGAGAGACCUGGAUUAGGAGCUGAGCCUGCCCCCACACAAAAAAAGAAGAAAAAGCAACGUGUGUUCACCCAUGCCGAAUAUAAACAAGCUGUACGCAACGCCAUGUUUGCCCGGUAUAAGGAACUGGACUGAUGCACCAGCUCGCAUUGCCAAAGUGACUCUACCACAGUACAUUUACAAUGCAUACUAUGAACUGCCAUUGCACCUAGAUGAGCAAAACUGACUUCUCCACCAAUUCAGAAUGGAAUUGCAUCAAAUUAAAUUGAUGUGUAGCCAAUAAGUGCUGCAUGGACUGAAAUAGUGUUUUAAAUUUUGUUAGAAAUUCUGUACAGAAAGUGUCAAUGACAUAAAAUGUCUUUAUUUUGCAAUCCUCAUGGAAUUGUGUCCAGUGUUUUUCAUAUGGUCCUGUAUCUGUAGUCUGGUUAUUGUUAUUAUAUUGUAUUUUUAUUUUAGACUUGAAUGUUUUUUUUAUUGUGUCUUUCAUUUCAGGGCUCUGAAAAAAAAAAACACUUUUUAAGUAAACAAAACUUAUUAUA